This is a messenger RNA of Fusarium verticillioides 7600, 2256 nucleotides long. RefSeq lists its product as hypothetical. NCBI's taxonomy places the organism in Eukaryota, Fungi, Ascomycota, Sordariomycetes, Hypocreales, Nectriaceae. The record is from RefSeq and is a predicted model, not a curated record. The transcript is spliced from 3 exons. Gene Ontology annotation, molecular function: chitin synthase activity. The coding region runs from base 1 to 2256 and encodes 751 amino acids. Gene Ontology annotation, cellular component: cell septum; cell periphery.
AUGGCUUCUCCAAGUAUACGGUCGAGAAGUGCCAUGUACUCUUUUGAGGCCAAGAAGGCUUACCUGGAUAACAAGCUUGAAAGCCUUCAUGCUCUUGACCGUCCUGCUAUGCGGCACAUGAGAUCAUGGCACCACACUUCCUUCUCUUCUACAGCAGAGACUGUCGUUGGCAAUGACGAUCAUGACCAUCACCACCUUCAUCACAAGAAGGAAUCCCCUUUUUACACUCUCAAUGUCAUCUCAGAACAGCCCCCAACACCACCUGAAGAGCCCAAAAUCCAACAAGACCCUUACUUCUCCGUUCCUACAGAAAACCCCUUCAACCUCAAAGUCUCUCCGUCAAAGGACUCAUUCUUCUCUAUUACCAGUGAAGAGAAUGUCUACCCUCUAGAGACAGAUCCUGAAAAUGAAAAGCCUAGCCCCACUACGUCUCUCCCACCAAAAAUCGUGUCAUCAAAAUUUGUUGCCCCUGCACCAGUGCAUGCAAAUGACAGCAUUGAGACAUGUGGCUACCCCAAGAUCGACGACCCUGUCGAUCCUGCUCGGAUUCUCUCAAAAAGGGAUCUGCGCAACCAAAGGGUCGCCUUCAUGGGCAUUAUCGUCAUUAUCAACAUCUGCAUGGCGAUCACUGCCUUCUUUGGUAGGAAGAGCAAGUUGAUCUUUAUUAUCAUCCUGUUCGUCAAGAGCAAGGAUUUUCUAUCUGCGAUCUUGUCGCCUACCGGGUUGAUGUAUCGUGCUAUCCAUGACAAGUUCUGCCCACCCAAGCCUGUCCCCCGAAAAUGGAUCUUGUCUCUCAUCCCUGCUUACUCUGAGAGUGAGGAGCAGAUCGUCAAGACUAUCUUCUCUCUUCGGGAUAACGGUGUUGAGCCUCACAAGCAAGUCAUGGUCGUCAUCCUCGAUGGCAAGCCUCGAAAUGUUCGUUCGCACAUGACGAGAAUGGUCCGCGAGUUCCAACGUCCCUACGUUUCCCUCAAGUGGAAGAAGGGUGUUUUGAACGUCCUCGCCGGCUUCAUGGAAGAUGUCCCUGUCAUUGUCAUCGAGAAGGUCAAGAACGCUGGCAAAAAGGAUUCUCUCAUUCUCUGCCACGACCUCUUCAACUUUCCUCGUGAGAAUUCUCCUCUUUACACGAAACUUCUACGGAAGGAGAUGUGGGACGAGAUCCUACCUGAGUUGACAAAGGGAGAGGACUUUAAAGGCUUUGAUAUGGUUUUCUGCACUGAUGCCGACUCUACUAUCUACAAGGGUGCUGUCGCUCUUCUGGCUAAUGCUCUUGCUCGUGAUGAAAAGGCUAUUGCUGCUUGUGGACUUGUCCUAGUUGAGCUUGAACCUGGAUAUGAAUGGUCAUUUUGGAAUCUCUAUCAACAAUUUCAGUACACUUUUGGACAAUAUGUCAGACGACGAGCCGAAGGGUUCAUUGGCAAAGUCACUUGUUUACCCGGUUGCAUCACCAUGAUCGCAGUGCGCCCAGAAAUGGCUGGAGCUAUUCGGAAAUACGCCGAACCAGUUACCGGUGAACUAGUCAUCAACCACCAAGUCCAAUACCUCGGCACUGACAGGCGACUCACUUACUCAAUGCUGUCUCAGGGCGAGCAUCUCCGCACGCUGUUCGUCCCUGAUGCUGUCAGCGAGACAGUUGCUCCCCAGUCGCUGUUCCACUACUUAAGCCAAAGACGUCGAUGGGGCUCGAAUGCCUACUUCAACAAUUACUUCUAUCUGGCUGGCGAGAAGAUGAUCACCAUCACUCGCGUUGCUGCCUCUGUUGAAGUCAUCCGCCUGAGCUUGGUUUACUACCGUAUUCUCAACACAGCCUUGUUUAUCGCAAGCUGUGUUCGCCAUGUCUCUGCUAUCAAGCUUGUUCCUAUGUUGGUAGUUGGCCAACUGCCUUCUCUCUGGUUCUUCUGUUCUAUCCUCAUUGAACCAGAGCUACGAAAGCGAGGGCACAAACUUGCGAUUGGAUACCUAAUCAACAAGUGUGUAUCGCCAAUCAUGAGUGUCAUCAUCUUCACAAAAGUUGCCACCAAUUUGGGAAGUCAGGUCUGGGGUGUAUCUGGGGUCACGGCAUCUUCUGGUCCCGUUCCUCCUCAGGUGGAGAUAACAGAGGAAGAGGCGAAAUUGUUUGACGUUGAUGUUGAUGAUUUAUCUGCGGCCGAAAAGGGAGAAGCGCCUUUGUUGUUGAAAAACCUGCUAGAAGAUGAGGCGAUAGCCAAGCCAGAGCGUUGUCGCCUCAAGGAUGAGCGAGGAGAUGUCGAAUGCUAG